UCGUUCGUGAAAUGAACAUUCGUGAUUAGUUUUUCAAAUGUUAGGAGUUUACAAUACUUAAUUGAAUAUUCACUGGUUAAAUAAUCGAGUUUGCUAAUAUUUGUAAAUUGAUAUUUUACCUAUCUACAUUAUUAGUGAUGUUUCGAACAGUGGCUUUCUUAUUUUUCGUGGUGGGGCAAUUCUUAUUCGUUAAAUCGCGAUAUUCGCCACAUCAUUAUGAAGAACAGAUUCAAGACGACGUACUUACUCGUAUAUCUGAGGUAACACCAGCUGUUUGGAGGGUAUCUCCUUCAGAUAUGAACUUUGAGUAUCCUGCACUAUCAGCGCACGUGUUUUCAGAAAUAAUUAAACGCGACAUCGAAUUCGACCCAUCAUCAUCCGCAUGGGCGGGUAUACUCGAUGAAUUUGCUCAAACGUCGAACGCCCAAGUACAAUUCAUGAAUGCCAUAUUUUACAAUCCAAAUAACACAAGGAAGCAGUCCGCGGACUACUUGAAACAGUACUUUCACGCCGAAGCCUACGAGAUAUCGCUCGGUGUCGUCAAUUCAAAUGAAGCCAUGUUUGCCUUAUUCGACGAAUGGCGGAGUAAAAUUACAAUCGAACGAGCGCGUCAAAGAGUGGACUACUUUAUGAAAGAAGAAUCCUUCCUUAUAGCCUCCGCAUCGAGCUUCACAAGUUGUUGGGAUACACCAAAAGCCUGCGCCAACUCCGUUAAAGAAAUGAAAUUUAAAACCUUAAAAGGGGAAAUCGAUAUCGAAGCUUUCAACGCCAAGGAAACCAUCGGUUAUUACAACAACGUCGAACAAAAAUACGAAGCCAUUAGAUUACCUUAUAAAAAGGGUGAAUUCGCCAUGAUCGUAGUGUUACCUAACCAAAAUCAGUCGUUGGAAUCCUUUAGUAAAUUUACAAAAAACGAUCAUGAACAAAUUUUACAACGUGUCGACGAAAAUCAUGAAAAUAUCGAUUACGUGAUCCCAUUUAUGACGGGGGAGUGGAUGUCGAUGAAUGAAAAGGGAACCAGCAUAAAUUCCGACGAUGAGAUUAUUUGCGAAUGGACUUCAGCUCAAGAGACUCGAGAAGUUAAUAAGAUCGAUUACAAACCAUUCCACGUGAAUAGACCAUUUGCGGUGUAUAUUUACCACGAAAGAACAAAAUUAGUUUUCAUGCAUGCGUUGAUCAAUAAUCCUCCAUUAGGAGCACAGAAAUUUUGUAAGGUGCUUCUGAGAGAGACGCCGCGCAAUGUAACCAUGGCAACGUGAUAAAGAGGCACGUUCAUCGCGGCUAUCCGGUUGCUAGUAUUGUGCAUAAAAGUUGUGCAAGUUAUUCCUCUUCAGAUUAUAACGUGUUGGGUUUUGUAUAAUAUUUUAAAUGUAGUAAAAACGUUUUCUUGUAGUUUUUUGCAAGCUUUUUAAUUGCGGAUUUUAGCCCUCCCUCCAAAUGAAGGUGCAACGGCCAAAAUUCUGAUUCCAAAUUUAUCCGAUAAAUUUUCCAAUUCUUCGAGGCGUUCGUGAACGUUUUCAAUAAUAUUUGGCCGCGCUCGGUUUUUUGAUUUUUGUUUAUGUACUCGCUAAAAUUGCUCGCGUUUCUCAUUCCUUUCCAAUUCAUUGUACGUCAAUGUUCUUUCAUUUUUUCUCAUUAUUUUUUAUGUACGCGAAUUCGUGAAAUUUAUAAAUGUCUAUUUUUCCAUGUAUUUUUCAUAUUUUCUUUAUAAAUGAUUUUGUUUAAUGA
Messenger RNA from Planococcus citri (citrus mealybug), 1728 nucleotides. RefSeq lists its product as uncharacterized. Gene Ontology annotation, molecular function: serine-type endopeptidase inhibitor activity. The record is from RefSeq and is a predicted model, not a curated record. NCBI's taxonomy places the organism in Eukaryota, Metazoa, Arthropoda, Insecta, Hemiptera, Pseudococcidae. The transcript has 5 exons. The coding region runs from base 138 to 1259 and encodes 373 amino acids.